Molecule: messenger RNA, 1080 nt
Organism: Abrus precatorius (Indian licorice)
Lineage: Eukaryota; Viridiplantae; Streptophyta; Magnoliopsida; Fabales; Fabaceae
Product: dihydroflavonol 4-reductase-like
Exons: 6
Coding region: 1-1080 (359 amino acids)
Molecular function (GO): oxidoreductase activity, acting on the CH-OH group of donors, NAD or NADP as acceptor
Source: RefSeq, a predicted model, not a curated record
AUGGAGGAAGCACUUAAGAAGGUGAAAAGCGAAGAAGAAGAAGAAGACGGUGCAUCUUCUCUUGCCACAUACUGCGUUACCGGAGGCACAGGGUAUAUUGGUUCGUGGCUUGUGGAGACACUUCUUCAAAAAGGGUACACUGUUCAUGCCACUGUUAGAGAUCCUGAAAAGUCACUACAUCUCCUUUCAUUGUGGACCGGAAGUGACCGAUUGAGAAUUUUCAAAGCGGAUUUGAAUGAAGAAGGAAGCUUCAAUGAGGCUGUAAAAGGUUGUGAUGGUGUUUUUCAUGUUGCAGCAUCAAUGGAAUUCGACGUUGUUGAGAAAGAAAACAUUGAGGCCUAUGUUCAAGCAAAUAUAAUUGAUCCUGCAAUCAAAGGAACCUUAAACCUUCUAAAUUCUUGCUUGAAAUCCAAUUCUGUGAAAAGGGUUGUUUUCACAUCUUCAAUAAGUACCAUUACUGCCAAAGAUGACAAUGGGAAGUGUAAACCCGUUGUUGAUGAAUCUUGCCAAAUCCAAAGUGAACAUAUAUGGAAAACACAAGCAAGUGGAUGGGUUUAUGCACUUUCAAAGCUUCUAACAGAAGAAGCAGCAUUUAAAUUUGCAAAAGAGAAUGGCAUUGAUCUUGUGUCAGUCAUAACAACCACUGUUGCAGGCCCAUUCUUCACUACUAAUGUACCAUCAAGUGUUAAAGUUCUUCUGUCGCCUAUAGCAGGUGAAACUGAAUUCUUUGAGAUACUAUCUGCUGUAAAUGCGCGAAUGGGGUCAAUCGCUUUAGUUCACAUUGAAGAUAUAUGUGAUGCCCACAUAUUCCUGAUGGAGCAUUCUAAAGCAGAUGGUCGAUACAUAUGCUGCACGCAAAGCUGUUCAUUGUCUAUGUUGGCUAAUCUUCUUGCCAAAGAGAAUUCUCACUCAAACAAGAAAUGGAUUGUUGAGAAAAAGUAUGAUACAGUUCCUUCUGAGAUUUCAUCAAAGAAAUUAAAAGAUUUGGGAUUUAGGUACAAGCAUGAGCUUAAGGAUAUAAUCCAUCAAACAAUUAUUUGUUGCCUGGAUUACGGUUAUUUACCUCCCAUUAUGCAAUAG